GCGCCGCGGCAGCACAGGUAAACACCGCGGCGGGGCGGCGAGGCACUGGCUGCGGGGCGCUCAGUAAUGGGAUCAAUUUUCUCAAGUUUCUGCUUGACGCCAUGACUAAAUUCCUUAUAGGUGUCAUCAGGCCUCCUCCAAAUUCAUGAGUAAAAAGCGUUGUGGACAGCAGCCUCUUUCAGCACCCGGUGGAAAGGACUCUGCGGGCAGGUCAUCAUGUUAUGUCAGGCGGUGUGGGCGACCGCGGCCUAGUGGCAGGGGGCGUGGCGGCGCCAGGAAGAGCCGGGCCGGGCUGGUGUGCCUGAAGGACCUGCCCGUGGGUGAGUUACGGCAGAGGGUCUGUGUGGCUCCGUGGGCAGGGGCAGAGUUCGCACUGCCUUGCCUGCUCAGUACGGAACACUGUGGAGGUGGAGGCCAUGCUGCGGCGGGAUGCAGGCUGCCAGCGGGGGGCAGCUGGGGGGGAGGGCACCCAGGAGUCCCAACCAUCCACCCCAAGCGAGGACUGCAAGUUUGUCAACUCAACUCACCCUGAGGCUGUGCUGAGUGGCCUCAACGAGCUGCGUAAGAGUGGACACUUCUGUGAUGUGACCCUCUGUGUGGAUGGACAGACCUUCCCCGUCCAUCGGUCUGUUCUGGCCUCCUUCAGUCCAUAUUUCAGGGCCAUGUUCCUGAGCAACCUCUCCGAGUCCCGGCAGGAGCACAUCACACUGAGUGGGGUGGAGGCCGGCAUGGUAUCAUUGCUACUUGACUAUGCCUACACCUCUACCAUCACCAUCACUGAGGGCAAUGUGCAGGCCCUGCUGAGUGCAUCCAACCUGCUGGAGGUGGUGGCAGUGCGAGAGGCUUGCUGUAGGUUCCUGGAGCGCCACAUUGAUGCCACCAAUUGUGUGGGUAUUCACUGCUUUGCUGAAGCCCAUGCCUGUCAUGAUCUUACCAAGAAGGCCAAGGCAUAUACCUUAAGGAACUUCACACAAGUUAUGACAGGAGAGGAGUGGCUCAGCCUGCCCAUAGAGAAGGUGGUGGAGAUCCUUUCAUCCGAUGAACUGGAGGUCGAGAGAGAGGAGUAUGUGUUUGAUGCUGCCACCACUUGGCUCCACCACUCCUAUGCCACUCGUUCAUCAGUCUUUCAUAAGAUUCUGGAAUGUGUCCGCCUGGCCCUUGUGAGUCCGUAUUUUUUAGUGGAUGUUGUGGAAGGAGAAACAGCAGUGCGGUCAUCCCCCGAGUGUCGGGUCAUUGUGGAAGAAGCCCGACUCUACCAUCUCCUUCCAGACCGCCGACACCAACUUACGUCCCCGAGGACACGCCACCGACGCAACACUAAUACCACCACUGUAAUAGUGGCAGUGGGUGGUGAGGACAACAAGCUGGUCCUUCGUUCAGUGGAAUGCUUUGAUCCACUGGCCCACAGCUGGAGAAGCCUCUCUUGUCUCCCCUUCGCUGUCAGUAAGCACGGACUGGUGGUAUCCGGAGAGAAUGUCCUCUAUCUGGCUGGGGGGGAGUUUCCAGAUGGCACUGUGACACGCUGUCUGUGUCGCUACGACCCAGUCUUGGAUGAGUGGCAUGACCUGGCUCCUAUGUCAAGGCCCAGAUCAGAGCUAGGGUUAGCAACACUUGAUGGCUACGUGUAUGCAGUAGGAGGCUGGAAUGGUUCUAACCGGCUGACUGAUGUUGAGCGGUAUGACCCUCGUACCAAUGCCUGGAGCCCUGUCGCCUCCAUGGAUUUGGGACUCACCUCGCCUGCCAUCGCAGCCUGUCAGGGCAAACUGUACGUGUGUGGAGGAGCCAUUCUUGAGGAUGGAGAUGGUAUAGAGUGUGUCCAGCUCUAUGACCCCCAUACUGACACAUGGGAGCAGCUGCCACACAUGAUCAUUCCACGCAGUGGGUCUGCAGCAGCGGUACUCCACGGACUUAUCUACAUCAUUGGUGGGUGGCAUGCCUCUACAGAAAACACCAAUAAAGUGGAAAGGUUUGACCCAAGGAACAAGACAUGGGAGACCAUCGCUAGCAUGUGUGAACGUCGCUACAGGCCAGGAGUGGCAGUAGUGGAUGGAAAGAUCUACAUUCUGGGUGGAGAAGAUGGAUGGGACCACUUUCAUGACACCAUUGAGUGCUACAGCCCAGAGACCGACUCCUGGACUCAUGUUGGAGAGAUGCUCACUGGCCGCUCUUGGCUGUCAUGCGCUCCCCUCAGGGUGAAGAAGGAGAUUCUAGGGAACCUUGCAACCCCCAUGUCUUGACAUCCCCGAGCCUCCACCAACCAGGCACGGCAAACCCUCUGGAAGUAGCCAGAGUGCGUGUGCGCCGGCCCUGAUCUAUGUCUGGCGGGACGGUGGGCUGAAGC
Molecule: messenger RNA, 2341 nt
Organism: Eriocheir sinensis (Chinese mitten crab)
Lineage: Eukaryota; Metazoa; Arthropoda; Malacostraca; Decapoda; Varunidae
Product: kelch-like protein diablo
Exons: 14
Coding region: 417-2237 (606 amino acids)
Molecular function (GO): protein binding
Source: RefSeq, a predicted model, not a curated record